Pteronotus mesoamericanus is the source of this 3727-nucleotide messenger RNA. RefSeq names its product quiescin sulfhydryl oxidase 2 (gene QSOX2). The record is from RefSeq and is a predicted model, not a curated record. Bases 16 to 2076 code for a protein of 686 amino acids. Lineage: Eukaryota; Metazoa; Chordata; Mammalia; Chiroptera; Mormoopidae. Gene Ontology annotation, biological process: protein folding. Gene Ontology annotation, molecular function: protein disulfide isomerase activity; flavin-dependent sulfhydryl oxidase activity. The transcript has 12 exons. Gene Ontology annotation, cellular component: Golgi membrane.
CGCGGCACUCCCAAUAUGGCGGCGGCCGGGGUGGUGGUGGCGGAGGCGGCGAGCAGUCCGGAAGCCCCGGUGGGGACGGCGGCCCGAGCCCGGCGCCAGCCCUCGGUACGGCCCGCACGGCUGCCCCCGCUGCUCGUGCUGCUGGCGGCGGCGGCGGGGCCGGGCGCGGGCGCCGCGGCGCGGCUGUACCGCGCGGGCGAGGAUGCCGUAUGGGUGCUGGACAGCGGCAGCGUGCGCGGGGCCACGGCCAACAGCUCGGCCGCGUGGCUGGUGCAGUUCUACUCCUCGUGGUGCGGCCACUGCAUUGGCUACGCGCCCACCUGGCGGGCCCUGGCCGAGGACGUGCGAGACUGGGCCGCCGCGAUCCGAGUCGCUGCCCUAGACUGCGCGGAGGAGAGCAACCAUGAGGUGUGCCAGGCCUACGACAUCCACUUCUACCCCAGCUUCCGGUAUUUUAAAGCCUUUACCAAGGACUUCACAACUGGGGAAAAUUUUAAAGGGCCCGACCGAGAGCUGCAGACAGUGAGACAGGCCAUGAUUGAUUUCCUGCAGAACCACACAGACGCAAGCUGGCCUCCUGCCUGCCCGGCGCUGGAUCCAAUUCGGCCCAGUGAUGUUCUUUCUCUCAUGGACAAGCGCGACGGCCGUUACGUGGCUGUCAUAUUUGAGAGCAACGGCUCCUAUGUUGGGCGUGAGGUGAUUCUGGACCUCAUUCCCUACGAGAAUGUUGCUGUGAAGAGAGCGCUGGACACUGACCAGGCCUUUCUGGAGAAACUCGGUGUUUCCUCCCUUCCUUCCUGUUACUUGAUUUACCCAAAUGGUUCACACGGGUUAAUUAACAUCGCGAAGCCUCUCCGGUCAUUUUUUUCCUCUUAUUUGAAGUCGUUGCCGAAUGUGAGGAAAAAAUCACUUUUGCUGCCUCAAAAGCCAAACGGAGAAGAAGGUUCUGACGUUGUGACGUGGAGGGAGUUUGACAGGUCGAAACUGUACACGGCAGACCUGGAGUCGGGGCUGCACUACCUCCUGCGAGUGGAGCUGGCCGCCCACCGGAGCCUGGCCGGGGCCGAGCUGAGGGCACUCAAGGACUUCGUUACCAUUGUUGCCAAGCUGUUCCCCGGCCGGCCGCCCGUCCGAAGGCUGCUGGAGAUGCUGCGGGAGUGGCUGGCCAGCCUGCCCCUGGACAGGAUCCCCUACAACGCCGUCCUGGACCUGGUCAACAACAAGAUGCGGAUCUCAGGACUGUUCCUCACUAAUGAGAUACGGUGGGUUGGGUGUCAGGGAAGCCGACCGGAGCUGAGGGGCUACACGUGUUCUCUCUGGACGUUGUUCCACACCCUGACGGUUCAGGCCGGGACCCGCCCCGAAGCGCUGGAUGACACAGGUUUCGCAGGCGACCCCCAGGCCGUGCUGCAGGCCAUCAGGAGGUAUGUCCGUACCUUCUUUGGGUGCAAGGAGUGUGGUGAGCAUUUUGAGGAAAUGGCUAAAGAGUCCAUGGAUUCUGUGAAGACCUCAGACCAAGCAAUUCUCUGGCUUUGGAAGAAACACAACCUCGUAAACAGCCGCCUGGCAGGCCACCUGAGUGAGGACCCCAGGUUUCCGAAAGUCCCGUGGCCCACCCCCGACCUCUGCCCGGCCUGCCACGAGGAAGCGAGGGGCCUGGACAGCUGGAACGAGGGCCAGGUGCUGCUGUUCCUGAAGCAACACUACGGUAGUGGCAACCUCGUGCACACGCACUCUGCAGCCCUGGGUGGCGCUGGCGACGCCACUGGGCAAGAGCGAGGCCGCAGCGCCCCCGAGAGGCCCCGAGACCCUGGGGCCCCGAGCCCACCUGCCCCCCGCGUGCUGCCCCCCACACCCAGCCUGGCAGAGAGGGCACACCCUGGGCCAGGCGGGGCCGUGGGUGGCCGGGAGGCGGAGGCGGCUGCGCCUUUUUUGGGGAUGGGCUUCUCCAGCUUGGACAUGAGCCUCUGCGUCCUGCUGUAUGUGGCCUCCUCCCUCUUCCUGAUGCUCCUCUUCUUCUUUUUCCGCGUGCGGGCCAAGCGCUGGAAGGUCCGACACCACCCCCCAGGGGUGUAGCUGCACAGGGCGGCGGCGCCUGUGGACACAGCCCCCGCCCUGCAGCCUGGACACUUCGGAUCAGGGAUGUAGACACACGGCGGACCGGCCCUCCCAUCUGGCAGCGGCCCCUGCACCGCUCAGCGGGCACCUUGGACAGAUCGCUGCAGAGCGCCGCCUGUGUUUACUCUUCCCAGCCUGGGAACGGGGCGGGGCCAGUGCUUUGCGCCCACUCUCACCUCGAGUUGACUGGACUCCCCGUCCACGCUGCGGGCCUUGUUCCGGAGUUGGAGGAGCCCCCUCACCCCGCAAUGGAGACGGAAGGGCGACUGAACGCAGCCUCCCACCUGAGUGAGCGCGCACUGCGGUUGUAUCUUCUGCGCUGCAAGAGAGGCCCCCCAGCCGCAGCAGCGGACCUGGGGUUGGAAGGGAGGGUGGUGGCCCGUCUCCUUCCUCAGGGACAGUGCCUUGGCUCGUCUCUGUUACUGCAGUGACACGAGAGAGCUCAUUGAGGGCCACCCCAGCCUGCCUGUCCUCCCUGGAUGUCCCCAUUGCCGCUGCCCUUGGUGGCCCAGCCCAAGCCCCAGGGAGUGGGGCCCAUGGGCUCGCUGGUGCCUCCCACCUGGACUUCGUUCACCCGCAGUAGCGUCACGAAGGUCCUGGCGCAGGGCCUGUCCCCCAGGCAUCGGUGAUUAUUUAUCGUUUAAUGGUUUCCGCACAUUAUUUGUAACACCCAAAACAGAGGUGAGGGAGGACAGGAAUUCCGCCAGGGGCGUUUCCAGGGAGACCCUGUGCCAAAGCUCUGCAGUGUCCGUGCCUGUGUGUGCGUGUGUGUGCGUGAAUGCGUGUGUCACUGAAGGCGGCAUGUGCUGUCUCACCGCCUCCCCCACGUUGCUGUGCUCCCCCCGUGACCGUUGAUGGCGAGGGUGGAUCGGGAAGACGGCUGUCGUGCCGGUGUCACCGCUGCAGCCUGGGGGACACAGACCUCGACGCCUCCAGCACUGUCAUCGGCACUGUCAUCGGCCGGGCACCUGCCUGAGCAGAGGGUGUGGCUGCAGCGGUGGGGGGCCCUGCCCGCCAAUGCUCUGCUCUGCGGCCCGCCCCUUGCUUUUGCAGUGCGUCGUGUGCUGGCAACUGAACACCCCCCCGCCCCGUGUUUCUCCUCAAGCGGGAGAUGGACGGGUGGGGUUGCGCGGAGCUCAAGGGAGAUGCUUAGGGCUGCUCGCCAGGCCGCCCCUGGUUCCUGUGGCGCGCCUCUCCCCCCGACGUCUUUCAGUAGGCAGUGUGCGCUGUCCGAUCUCACCGCCUCUGGGACAGUCAGUGUUGGCCUGUGUGGGUGGUCACGACUGCAGCUGGAGGUCACCGCUCCGUGAGGGACACACUGAGGACUUGCGGAGGGGCUGAGUUUCCAGCGGGCAGUGCACGGAGAGGCGAUGUGUCAAGGCGGCCGCAGAAGUACACCAGUGUGCAGGCGUGAGCAGCCUCGGCGCCUGCGUGGCCUGCGCAGAACUGGAAAGUACCUUUAGGCAAGGGUUCAAGUGUAUUUUCUAAAGUUGUAAAUACUGAGACAAUGAAUAUAAUAGUUCGGUAAUUUAAAUGUAUUUAUUUUUAAUGGAAGAAUUUUGAUUAAAAAGAAGCUAAUUGACCUGGGAAUGUCAGUGGAAUUUCUUAC